Messenger RNA from Penaeus monodon (black tiger shrimp), 3221 nucleotides. It is a transcript of the gene CSN1b, whose product is annotated as COP9 signalosome complex subunit 1-like. Lineage: Eukaryota; Metazoa; Arthropoda; Malacostraca; Decapoda; Penaeidae. Gene Ontology annotation, cellular component: COP9 signalosome. The record is from RefSeq and is a predicted model, not a curated record.
GCGAAUUCCUGGCAAAGGCGCGGGAGGGAGGCCAGUGCGGAGUCGGGUUCCAGGGGGAUGUGUUGUUGUUGAAUUGAUGUUGCAACUUCCCAAAAACACGAAAUGCCGCUGCAAUUGCAAGGAGGACAGAUGCAGAACAAUGUAGAGCCAAUGGUAAUUGAUAUGGCCGUAGAGGAAAAUGACAACACGGAAGAAGAGCCUGUUAUUGUGGAGAGCACGUCCUUGGACCUUGAGACAUAUGCCAAUAGCUACACGGGUUUAGCGAAACUGCAACGUCUCAUCUUUAUAGCUGACCGAUGUCCUCAACUUCGCGUAGAAGCCCUGCGUAUGGCCAUACAUUAUGUACAGACUACAUACAAUGUCAACCUAUACACACAACUUCACCGGAAGUUGCAGGAGGCAGUUAGUGGAGCAAAUGCAGGGAAUGCUAGUCUACCAGAUAUAGCUGGGGGUCAGGUAGGAGGGGGUUCUGUGGCAAACCUGCCUGCCCUUGACAUGCAGUGGGUCGAAUCUCGUGCCAAAAAAGCUGCACUGAAGCUUGAGAAGUUGGACACAGAUUUAAAGAAUUCUAAGGUUAAUAGUAUCAAGGAAUCCAUUCGGCGAGGUCAUGAUGACCUUGGUGACCACUACCUUGACUGUGGUGACCUCUCCAAUGCCCUCAAGUGUUACUCACGCGCACGGGAUUACUGCACUUCCUUCAGACACAUUAUCAAUAUGUGUCUUAAUGUGAUUAAGGUUUCAAUUUACCUAAACAACUGGUCACAUGUGUUGAGCUACGUUAGCAAAGCCCAAGCAACCCCCGAGGCCUCUGAGUCUAGGCCAAGCAGUAACAAAGACCAGUCGGCUGUGAUCCAGACAAAACUCACCUGUGCUGCUGGUUUGGCGCAGCUCGCUACAAGAAAAUACAAGGCAGCAGCCAAAAGUUUCUUGGGGGCACAGCUGGAUGCUUGUGACUUCCCUGAUCUUCUAUCCACAUCAAACGUAGCCAUGUAUGGUGGCCUCUGCGCUCUGGCCACCUUUUCUCGUCAGGAACUACAGAAACUUGUUAUUUCUAGCAGUUCUUUUAAACUGUUCCUGGAAGUUGAGCCUCAAUUACGGGAUAUCAUAUUUAAGUUCUAUGAGUCAAAGUAUGCCUCCUGCCUCAAGCUCUUAGACGAAUUGAAGGAUGUACUCAUGCUUGACAUGUACUUGGCCCCACAUCUCAACACACUCUACACACGAAUCAGAAAUCGUGCACUUAUACAGUACUUCAGCCCAUACAUGAGUGCAGACCUGGAAAAAAUGGCUGCAGCCUUUAACACAACCAUCUCAGCUUUAGAAGAUGAACUUAUGGCCCUAAUUCUAGAAGGACAAAUUCAGGCGCGGAUAGAUUCCCACAACAAGAUCCUGUACGCCAAGCAAGAUAGAAGCAGCACCUUCGAGAGGUCCCUGGAGAUGGGUCGAGAGCAUGUCAUGCGGGUCAAGGGACUCAUCCUUCGCUCAGCGCUCAUCAAAAACCAAAUCCAUGUGAAGAGUCCGCCCCGGGAGGGAGGGGGCGGUGGCGGGCAAGGGGGCGGAGAUGUGACCAUGGCAGCCACCAACAGUUCGGCGGCCGCUCCCAGGAACUAGAUACUAUUAUUAUCAUUAUUAUGCGAGCGGUACCCAGGCUGUGUUGAUACUAGACCUGUGCUUAAUUGUUUUGUUGUUCGGUCUGACCAGCGUGCGCUCUCGCCUGCGGAACAAGCCACCCGAACAAUAACCAUUGCUCAUCUGAGAUUUUUCCACUCUUUAGCGUCAAGCCAUUUACACCAGUCUGCUCUUGUCUCCUGUGGCAGAGGAUCCGUAAUAUUGUUUUGGAGAGUUCUAAACUUGUGAAAACUAUGCAAGGGUUCUGUGACACUCUUGCCUUCAUCCCCAUUAUGAUUUCAAAAACAUCGCAGUGUGGAAUUAACAAGGCUCUGUUACUUGGGGAUUCUCUUGCGAUGACCACAACGGAUGAACCUCAGGAGCUCGGUGAACUCUGUACCAAUACUAUUUACUUGGUGUUGUUUAUGAAGCUAUAUUGUAUAGUAAGAUACAGGAUGAACAGAAGGAAAGAAAAUGAAGUGCUCAUGGAGAUAUCAGUGCAUAUUUAUAACUUCACAACCAAAGCCACAAUCAAGGGUUGAUUUAUAGCAGGUUUCACAUGCAUGACCUUGUAGUUAUGUCAGUAUUAUUUCUUUGAUUUCCUUUAAAAAAUUCUUAUUGUUAUGUAAGUUGUUUGAGUUAGUUCCUAAGCAUACAGAAUAUUUAUAUUCUUAUAAUUGAAAAGGGAUUAUUAUUUUGAUUUUUUUAUUUUUUUUUUUUCAUAUAAUUAUAUUUUGUUUUCCAUUUUCUUCUUCCUUUGCCUUGCAACAGGAAAUCACAAUGUGGUCAUGCUUGUUAGAAGUGCUGCCAAGUCAAUAUGUACCUUUAUUGGUUUUUCUUGUUUUCUCCUAUAGCUUGUGUUCAUAGCUCCCAUUACCUGUUGUGUAUUUAUUGUGUUUGAGAACAACUUUGUUUUGGUAUUUGCAUGUCCUCAUUCACAGACAAAAACCACUAGUCUAUAUAUUGAAUGAGAGGCGGUCAAAAGAUUUUGUACAUUUUAAUGACCGUGAUUCAGCAGGAGAUACAAGGCUGUUGUUACAGUGUUGUAACAUGACUUUUUUUCUGUAAAUGCAGAAAUUAGUUAUUUUUACGCUUGAAAGAAGUACAGUGUUCCUAAGAAAUGCACUGCCUAGUGGUUACAGAAGAACAGUGGCCAGUUGUUGUAGGCAGUGUUCUUGCCUGUAAUGCUUGGAUUUUUUAAGUCACACUAUGAGCACUGAAGAUCAUGCAUAGUGUAAUACUCCAAUAUUUGUUGAAUUCACUGUCGUGCACCCUAGCCAGGUUGCCUCAGUCUCUUCAGAGUCUCUGGAUGUCUGGUCUCAAAACUUCAGAUGAGAAACUUUAAGCCAAAUAAUCCUUGCUCUUGUGUCAGCACUGCUUGAGGCUUGCUACCAGUGUAUUUGUCAAGGGAAGAGCAGCGUAUUCUCACCUUUACGAAUGCAAAUUGUCAUCGGAAUCCAGUCACAUUUUGAGAGAUUAUGUGGGGAGAAAUGGAUACUUUUCCCACCCUAGUGUGUUUCAUGCAAGCCUUCACUUUGAGCUGCAUUGUUGAUGAGUGGCUAGGAGGGGAAAAGGUGAUUUUCUAUUGAAGAUAGUAAAACUAAUAACACUGAAAA